CCGCCUCGGUCAGUCAGGCAGCUGCUGUUCUUCACACAUACACACAAGAGACAGACACACAGGUCUGAAUGGUGAAAGGAAGGUAAAAGCGGCUACAGAAUCGCCUUUUACAGCGGAAUGUUCACUCGAAGGGGUUAUGGAGACGUCAAGAAAUCUACACAGAAAGUUCUGGACUCAAAGAAGGAUGUUUUCACGCGUCUGAAGCAUCUUCGCGCGCUGUUAGAUAUUACUGACAGAAAUGAACUGAAGACAUUUUUUGAAACCAACUGCUCACAGAUUUAUUUUAUCUUCUAUGAAAAUUUCAUUACACUGGAAAGUAACUUAAAGCAAAAAGGGAACAAAUCUCAACGGGAGGAGCUGGACUCCAUCCUCUUUAUUUUUGAAAAAAUUCUGCAACUUCUACCUGAGAAAAUCAACAGUCGAUGGCAGUUUCACAGUAUAGGUUCUAUACUCAAAAAACUUUUGCACACUGGAAACUCUUUCAAGAUCCGCUGUGAGGGCAUUCGUCUGUUCCUGCUCUGGCUGCAGGCUCUGCAGAGUAACUGUGCUGAAGAGCAGCUCCUCAUCUUCGCCUGUCUGAUCCCAGGAUUCCCUGCUGUACUCUCAUCCAGAGGACCCUGCACACUGGACACCAUCAUAUACAACCCCUUUUCCAACCCGCCCGACGCUAAGAUUGUGCCGGAGGAGAUCACCCCACUGGUGCCUGCGCUUCCCGGAGAGAAGGUGGCAGAAGACCACACCUGCUCUGUCCUCCAGAUUGUGCUCAAAGUCAUGGUUCUCCAGGCCUCCAGCCUGGACUGGAAAAACAAAGAGAGCCAGGACAUGGGCUUUAGAUUUCUCUUUUCCCUGUUCAAGAAGUACUACCUGCCUCACAUUUUCCCUUCUUUCACAAAACAAACCAACCUCUACAAGCCACAGUUAGAUCUUCCCCUUCACAGACCAAAGCCCCUGUACGUCCGUGUGACUCGUAACAGUGAGAGCACAUACUGCACUAGGGAUCAGUAUCUGGCUCCUCGCGUGGCCUUCAUCACGUGGCUCGUUAACUUCUUCCUGGAGAAGAAGUAUGUGAACUCGGCCACGAGCAGCUCUAAGAACGGAGGAGAGGUGCUUCCUAAGAUCAUCCAGACUGUGACUGCAGCUGGGAUCAGUCAGGAGAAGAGCACAGACUCGGAGCCCGACGGUCCUGUGGACCAGGAGAAGAGUCACUCGAACAGCAGCACGCUGUCGGACCGCCGGGGCAGUAACUCCAGUCUGUGUAGCAUCGAGGAGGAGCAUCGCCCCGUCUACGACAUGGUGCAGGCCACCCUGCUCUCCACACGAGACAACAUCAAUUUCGUCAACGAGGUCUUCCAUCAGGCUUUCCUGCUGCCGGCCUGUGAAGCUUCUGCCACUCACAAGGUGAUCAAAGUCUACCGGAGGUGGUUUCUGCAGGAAAAGCCCAAUUUCAUGGCUGAUCCAGAGAGGACAAGCCCGGAGGAAGAUGGAGAGGAAGAGCACCUCAUAUCUGAGACGGACAGUGCACACGUGCAGGUCUUGGAGACUCAUGGACACAAACGCUCGUCCAGUUGGGGGCGCACUUACUCCUUCAGCAAUGCCAUCAGCAGAGGCUGUCUGACCGAAGAACAGAAGCAGGACGUGAAAGCGGGCGUCCAGCCCACCCUCCAGGUGUUCCUGACAAACUCUGCCAACGUGUUCCUGUUGGAGCCGUGUCAGGAUGUGCCCAAGCUGCUGGAGAACCAGCUGGAGGUGUGCAGAGCUGUGCUCAGCGUCUACCGUCACAUUAUCAUGGAGCAGAACAUGAACCGCCCCACCUGGGAGCAGUUGCUGCAGGUGUUACUGAGGAUCACAGAAGCAGUGAUGAAGAGGCCACAGGAGAACCAAAGGAAAGACACGUUCGCCCACAGCCUGGCCAGCAUCCUCUUCAAAACGAUCUUCGUGGCGUGGGUUCGGUCAAACCUGAGCGUGUUCAUCUCUCGUGAGCUGUGGGACGAUCUGCUGGCUGUGCUGUCCUCUCUCAGCCACUGGGAGGAGCUGGUGUUCGAGUGGGCCAGCAUCAUGGACUCUCUCACUGCAGUACUGGCCCGUCACGUCUACGGCCUGGACCUCCACAACCUACCGCUCGACAAACUCUCAGAGCAGAAGGAGAAGAAGCAGCGGGGCAGGGGAGGGAUGCAGGACUCCCAGAAGUCCACAGAUGCAGCGCGGCCGUUCUCCUUGAGCUGGAGGAGCUCUGGAGAUCAGGUGGGCGCUCAGGAGCCCAUGAGGUUUCGCAGUGCCACCACCACUGGAGCUCCUGCUGUGGAGAAAGCUCGCAACAACGUCAGGCAGAAAGCUUCAGCUAAGCGAAGUCAGUCUAUCAGCAACUGUGUGCAUCUCUGUGAGGCUUUGCCGGCCACUAAGAGUGUGCCCAUGCUGCUCCACACUGUCAGCUCUUUCUUACCUGGUAUCUCUCACAACUCUCACUGCUCUCACAGACUCUCAGAUGUGGAGGAGUGUCAGCUGUCUGAAUGUGAGAUGGGGGAUGGAGACAGUCCUCUGCCCCGCAGCAGCAGCACCUCUGACAUCACACAGCAGAUCACAGACACCUUCCCAGGUCAGAAGAGAGAUGAGUCUGUGUCAGAGAGCAGCUCUACAGGGAAGAGAGAGAGCGAAGCUCCCACGAUUCUGAUCCAGCGGAGCAGCAGUCCAACAGAUCUGGAUUAUCCAGCAGACGGAGCGCCAACAUUCCUGAAAAUUAAACUGCGGGAGAAAAGUGAGAGUGUGAGCAGUGAGACGUCUAAUGGUUAUCUGAAGGAUGCUGCGGUGCGGCAUGCGGUCGAGGAGGACACAGUGAGCCAGAGGAGCCUCCAGCUCAGUCACACUGAAGCACUGGCAGGGUCUGAUUGUCCCCCAGUGUCUCCGGCUCUCCUCCUGCCUCAUGGCUGCUGUGAGGGCCCUCAGCUCCUGGAGGAUGCCGUGAAUGUGCCUCACCGUCUGGACAGCAGUGAGUUUCUGGCCGAUGACGUCAGCAUCAUCGCCGGCGGCAGCUUGACCGGUUGGCACGCAGACUCUGCCUUCGUCCUCUGGAGGAGGAUCUUGGGGAUUCUGGGGGAUGUGAACAGCAUCCGCUGUGCCCGCAUCCACGCCAAGGUCUUCAGUUAUCUCUACGAGCUCUGGCACAAGCUGGCCAAGAUCAGAGAUAAUCUCGGGAUCAGAGUGGAUGCAGACACAGCCGUGGCCAGACCCUUGUUCAUCCCUCCUCUGCGCAUGCUGGCCUCCUGGCUCUUCAAGGCUACCAUGCUGCCGUCAGAGUUCAAGGCUGGGAAGCUCCAGGCGUAUAAGCUGAUCUGUGAGAUGAUGACCAAGCAUCAGGACGUGCUGCCCAACAGUGACUUCCUGGUGCACCUCUACCACGUCAUGCACAAAGGCUUCACCAGCGACGAUCAGGAUGUGUUGAACACCAUGAUUAGGUGGUGCUCCCCACGCUUCUUCUUCCUGGGUCUGCCGGGCUUCACCAUGCUGGUGGGAGACUUCAUCACCGCGGCUGCUCGUGUCCUCAACACUGACUCCUUUGAGGCUCCACGGGUCGAGGCUCAGACAGUUCUUGGUUCGCUGGUGUGCUUCCCUAACCUCUAUCAACAGAUCCCCUCUUUGCAGACUGUUCCUGGAUCCGAGGAUAUCGUAGUUGGCAAAGAGGACAUGAAGGACUAUCUUGUGAACAUCCUUUUGAAGACGGCUCGCAACGAGAUAUGUGAAGGAGCCAGGUGUGUAGCGAUCUGCAGUCUGGGGCUGUGGGUGUGUGAGGAGCUGAGGCAGACAGAAACUCAUCCUCAGGUCACAGACGCCAUUAACGUCCUGGGCGUCACGUUGAAGUUUGGAAAUAAGGUGGUGGCCAAUGUGGCUUGUGACAUCUUUCAGCUACUGAUUUCUCACUGGCAGCACUUACAGAGACUGGAUCCGUCCCUUCCCAAAAGAAUUAUAGAGAUUUUUGUAGCAACCAUAGCAUUUCUUCUGCCCAGUGCUGAACACUCAGCGGUUGAGGCAGAUAAAAAGUUAAUGGUGUCUCUACUGCUGUGCCUGCUGGACUGGUGCAUGGCCGUACCCCUCUCCAUCCUGCUGGAGCCCAUCACUAUGCCAGUGCUGGAUGACCCCGCCUCGCAGAAAGCCCCUCUACUCGACUACAUUUACAGGGUGCUGCACACUUGUGUAUCAGGGUCUAAUCUGCACACUCAACAGAGCCACUACCUCCUCAGCCUUGCUGAUCUGUCGACAGACUAUGAACCCUUCCUUACUUUAGGCAAUGUCAAGAGCUUUGAACCAUCACCCAUACACAAUGCCAUGGGAGACUUCGGAAAUCUCCUCACUGUGGCUGAAGAAAAGAAAAGGAGAAGCCUGGAGCUGAUUCCUCUGACCGCUCGGAUGGUAAUGACACACCUGGUCAAUCAUUUGGGCCACCAUCCUCUCAGCGGUGGCCCCGCUCUCUUAAACAGCCUGGUCAGUGAGAACCACGACAACCCCUAUGUAGAGUCCUCCGAGCUCUCCUCUGAAGUCUUCAAAAGCCCCAAUCUGCAGCUCUUUGUCUUCAAUGACAGCACACUGGUCUCAUACCUGCAGAUCCCCUCUGACAGCUCCAGCACAUCGGUGGCCAACCCGAGGGAUCAUUCCUCCGAGGUCCGUGUCAUCGUCAGGGACAUCUCAGGAAAGUACUCGUGGGACGGCGGUAUUCUGUUUCACACUUUGGAUGGAGCUGGCUUGAGUUGCGCUGGCAGCAGAGAUCAGUUGUCACACAACGCCACACACUCUGAAAAGCAGGACUCUGUGUGCUCCGGUAAAUGCUCCUCUGAGCUGGAAGUGGAAGAUGGCGUGGAUGUGUUGGACCAGCUACUGGAAGACCUUGGCCACAGCAGUCCCGAGUGCCUGCCGCAGCCCCAGCUGAAGCUCACCCAGCCGCCCUCUCCACCCAUCGGCAUGAAUCCUGACAUGGAAGGGGUCAUCAUGGAUGCCAUCCACAGACAGGCCAAGCAGGAGGACGAGGAGCUGGCCCGGCUACAGACUGAAGACCCCAGCAUCAGAGCAGAGAGGCAGAGAGAGCCCACACACCACGAGCCCAAAUCUCCUUUUUACCUCUGCAGACUUCUCCUCAAUGACCUCGGCAUGAACUCAUGGGAUCGCAGAAAAAGCUUUCAUCUUCUAAAGAAGAACUCCAAGCUCUUGAGAGAGCUGAAGAAUUUGGACUCAAGGCAGUGUCGAGAGACACACAAGAUUGCUGUGUUCUUCAUUGGAGAAGGCCAGGAGGACAAAUGCUCCAUUCUGUCCAACACGGAGGGCAGACAGGCUUACGAGGACUUUGUCUCUGGGCUGGGAUGGGAGGUGAAUCUGGCCACUCACUGUGGGUUUAUGGGUGGUUUGCAGAGAAACGGCAGCACAGGCAGCACAGCACCAUAUUACGCUACCUCCAACGUGGAGGUCAUCUUCCAUGUGUCGACUCGCAUGCCUUCUGACUCGGAGGACUCCAUCACCAAAAAGCUUCGUCACUUGGGAAACGAUGAAGUGCACAUCGUGUGGUCGGAGCACACGCGGGAUUACAGACGAGGAAUCAUUCCCACCGACUUUGGAGAUGUCCUCAUCAUCAUCUACCCCAUGAAAAACCACAUGUUCUUUGUUCAGAUCAUGAAAAAACCCCAGGUUCCUUUCUUUGGGCCUCUGUUUGACGGGGCGAUAGUGACUGGAGCGCUGUUGCCGAGUCUGGUGCGGGCCACGUGCAUCAAUGCCAGCAGGGCUGUGAAGUCUCGACUGCCGCUUUACCAGAGAUUUACAGCUUGUCCAUUUCUGGCAAAGACAGGGCAUCAUUUUCAGGUAAGUUUUUUUCUUUCUUUUUUUUUUUUUUUGUGUACAGUAUACUGGGAAUUUUUAGGGAGCAAAAGAGUCAGUGGACUGGCCCUAGAUAUGCAUAUUUCCCACUGAACCUGGGAGAAGAUUGAUUCAGACUCUCUUAUUUCAAAAACUGCAUCAAAUUAAUUAAAAAAUUUGUUAAUUGUCUGUUAAUUGUCUCUUGUGAAUAGGGUGUGUAAGGCCAUUAAGGAUAUUCUGCUUUCACAGCUUCCUGCAAUGACUUGAACUGUCUCUAUGAAUAAUUGAUCUGCUUUUGGGUGCUGCUUCUACACCACUGUCUCUUAUCUUUCCAUCACAAGAACAUCACACAAAAGUGCAUUCUGUGUGUGUUUCUCUAGCUCACUUGUACUCUGUGUGUCUUUCUGUCGCUGUUUGUCUUUCCAUUGCUCAUCCCAUCUCUUUGUCCAAGUUCACAACACAGGCCUGAUUCCAAAUCAUUUUGUUGUUGUUGUUGGUUUGAGGUUGUGACAUAUGAAGUUUGUUCCAUGUCCGACACUAACCUGAACAGACGGUGCUCCUAAACCAAGCCAUAUACAUGAAAGAACAGUGAUUAAUUAUGAGGGUAAAGAAACAGGGUAAUUUUGUCAAGUCGACACUUAAUGAAAAAACACCUUAUCUACUUUUUAAAUGCAAUUUAACUUUAUUAAA
Messenger RNA from Carassius auratus (goldfish), 6519 nucleotides. Its product is annotated as ral GTPase-activating protein subunit alpha-2-like. The transcript has 40 exons. Gene Ontology annotation, biological process: positive regulation of GTPase activity; regulation of small GTPase mediated signal transduction. NCBI's taxonomy places the organism in Eukaryota, Metazoa, Chordata, Actinopteri, Cypriniformes, Cyprinidae. Gene Ontology annotation, molecular function: GTPase activator activity. The coding region runs from base 118 to 5943 and encodes 1941 amino acids. Gene Ontology annotation, cellular component: cytoplasm; nucleus. The record is from RefSeq and is a predicted model, not a curated record.